Molecule: messenger RNA, 1599 nt
Organism: Trifolium pratense (red clover)
Lineage: Eukaryota; Viridiplantae; Streptophyta; Magnoliopsida; Fabales; Fabaceae
Product: 26S proteasome regulatory subunit 6B homolog
Exons: 6
Coding region: 106-1350 (414 amino acids)
Biological process (GO): proteasome-mediated ubiquitin-dependent protein catabolic process
Cellular component (GO): proteasome regulatory particle, base subcomplex
Molecular function (GO): ATP binding; proteasome-activating activity; ATP hydrolysis activity
Source: RefSeq, a predicted model, not a curated record
ACUUGAUCAAAAAUUAUUUAAACCUCUUCGUCAAAACAAAAUUAUUUAAAUUAAACCCUAUUCCCCAAAUUCGUAUUUUACUCUUACACCACCAAAUCAACAACAAUGGCGACGACGAUGGUAUUAGACCCAAAACCCUUAUCGGAACCACCACCAACCCUUCCAUCAUCAAAUUCCGAUCACCACUACGGUGUUUCCGACGAAGAUGACUUGUACACCGUCCUCAAAUCACUGGAGCGAAAACACGAAUUCAUCGACAUCCAAGUCGAGUACGUGAAAGACGAACACAAGAAUCUGAAGCGAGAGAAUCUCCGUGCUCAAGAAGAAGUUAAUAGGAUCAAAUCGGUUCCUCUCAUUAUCGGUCAGUUCUUGGAGAUGGUUGAUGAGAACAACGGUAUCGUUGGAUCAACUUCUGGUUCCAAUUACUAUGUUCCGAUUCUCAGUACUAUCAAUCGUGAACUUCUUAAACCUUCUGCUUCGGUCGCGCUUCAUCGACAUUCCAAUGCUCUUGUUGAUGUUCUUCCUCCUGAGGCUGAUUCGAGUAUCUCGCUUCUUAGUCAAUCUGAGAAACCUGAUGUCACUUAUAGUGAUAUUGGAGGAUGUGAUAUCCAAAAACAGGAAAUUCGUGAGGCUGUGGAGUUACCUCUCACACAUCACGAGCUAUACGCACAAAUUGGUAUUGAUCCUCCUCGUGGUGUUUUGCUAUAUGGUCCUCCUGGAACUGGUAAAACAAUGCUUGCCAAAGCUGUUGCUCAUCAUACCACUGCUUCCUUCAUUAGGGUUGUGGGUUCUGAGUUUGUGCAGAAGUAUCUUGGUGAGGGUCCACGAAUGGUUCGAGAUGUAUUUCGUCUUGCAAAAGAGAAUGCCCCUGCAAUUAUAUUUAUUGAUGAGGUUGAUGCGAUAGCAACUGCUAGAUAUGAUGCCCAAACUGGAGCUGACAGGGAAGUACAGCGUAUCCUCAUGGAACUUUUGAAUCAGAUGGAUGGUUUUGACCAGACAGUGAAUGUUAAAGUAAUAAUGGCAACCAAUCGAGCAGAUACUUUGGAUCCUGCCCUCUUGCGUCCUGGAAGGCUUGAUCGGAAAAUUGAGUUUCCUUUGCCUGAUAGACGCCAAAAGAGGCUUGUUUUUCAGGUUUGCACUGCCAAAAUGAAUUUGAGUGAUGAGGUGGACCUGGAGGAUUAUGUUUCCCGUCCUGACAAAAUUAGUGCGGCCGAGAUAACUGCUAUUUGUCAAGAAGCGGGAAUGCAUGCUGUUCGUAAGAAUAGAUAUGUCAUACUGCCAAAGGACUUUGAGAAGGGUUAUAGGACCAACGUGAAGAAGCCUGAUACCGACUUUGAAUUUUACAAGUGAUGAUGAGGUUUCCGAGCUUUUAGACUCUGGAAAUCAAGUCUGCAAAAUUUCAAAUAAACAUGCAUGACUACUGCUCAUCUGAAACUGAUAUCAAAAUAGGAAUUUUUAUUUUGAAGGAUCAAAACAGGGAAUUUUUAUGCUCAGGAGUAAUUUUUACUGCGUACUGUUUUUAAUUAUACUUUUAUUUUCAUUCAAGUACAGCAAUAUACAAAAGUCAGAUUGUAAAUUGAAUGGAUUCUUUACCGACUU